AUGACUUCGUCGAGCGCAGGCCAUCAGGGCCUUCCCGACGACGAUGCCGCUGCCACUGCUCCUUCCCAGCAGCCGCCUCCCCUUGCGACGGCACCUACCACUGCGGAUUCGAUAGGGCCCAUUGUCUCCGAUGCGGUGGUUGAUGCGGCCGAGGCUACAACCGCGCCGACCGCUCCUGCGGCACCUCUGAACGAUUCUGCCAACGGGCUUUCGACGACAACAAAUCGACCAAGCACCCCAAAUACGAAAGAUGGCGGCAUAGGCAACGCACAGCCAGGUGCGCAUGAUGGAUUAGCAGCAGUUCAGACCCCGGUCACCGCGCAGCCCAGCGCAAACCACGCCGCGACCCCGACGGCUAACGGCGGCCAACUCGACGCGAGCCAGCACACGCAAGACGCCGCCAUGGCCAACACGGAGCACUAUGCCCCUUCGACCCCAUUUACGCCCGUCGCCACGUCAAACAUUGAUCAUCAUGCCUACAUGAUGAUGGCCCUCGCUUCCAUGUCUAACGCGCCCUCGGCAAUGUCGCCCCCGCCCACCGUCACUCCGUCGCAGGUGACGCUGCCCAACUCCAUGGGUGUUGGCAUGAAUAGCCUGGCUCCUGGUAAUACCAUCCGUCAGCCUGGCGCUGAGAAGGGCCUUGAAUCCUUUGCGCGCAUAGAAUUCGCCGAUUCCGUCUUCCAGAUGACAACCUAUGCUGUCAUCGUCGGCCGUGACCAGCGUGCCAUGGAACAGGCCCGUCGCGAUGAAAAGCGCGCAGACGUUCACAAACGCCGCGUGGAGGAGAAUGCCAGCAGGGGUCUCCCCCCACCUUCGCCUAUGAUGCACGACCGUAGCAAGUUUAGCAAGUCAUAUGUGUCCGAAGAAGGUGGUAUGCUUGGUCCCGAAUCUGAUAGCGAAGAGAGCGGUCGACCAACGAAGCGUCGCAAAACGAGCACUGCCGGAUCAUCUCAGCAGGAAAACGAAGAGAACCCCGACAACAUCAUCUCUAAUCGUCAAUACGUGUCACAUACUCCUGGCGCCGCCGCCGUUGACCUUACAUCAUUGCGGCCGUCGCCUUGGCACGUCCCCUUUAUUGGCAUUCACUCUCCGGGGCCUAACAUUGCCAGCAAGACCAAGGCUAUUUCCCGCGAGCAUCUCAAGAUUUCGUACAACCAAGAAGAGGGUGUUUUCGAAGCAAUUCCGUUGCACAAGAACGGCUUUUUUUGCGAGGAUGUUCACUACAAGAGCGACAAAGUGGUACUCAAGUGUGGCGAUCGUCUGCAGAUCAAGGACAUUGAUUUCCGCUUCGUUAUCAAUGGCGUCGAAAAGGGUAGGACCGGAGCCGAAGAAUACCUCGAGGAUGAGAAGAAGCCCGCCAAGAAGCGACAAACGCACGGUGGCAAGGAGAUGAGCUUCGAGUUUGAACAGACCCACGGCAACGGCGAGAUUCAAGAAACCAGCGAUGAGUUAUCAGAUGUUGAGGGCUCAUUACCUGAAUUGUCAGAUCUUGGUGAUGAUGCUGACGGCGACGAAGAGAUGGGUGAUGAGGAAAUGAUGGAAGGUGACGAAGCAAUCAAGAGUGAAGCGUUCCCAGGCCAGCCGAAUCUCCUUAUGCCAGAGAUACCCAGGAAGCGAGGCCCUGGGAGACCCCCGAAGAAUGGCAUCAUGUCGAAACGGGAGCAGCGCCUUCUCAAAAAGCAGCAGCAAGAGAUGGCGAAGAAGACGUUGCCACAACCGCCUCCCCUAGAACCACCUAUCAAGCGCAAGGUUGGCCGACCACGCAAGCAUCCCCUACCCGACAAUGCUGGAGACCAGCCCGAGAAGCGCAAGUACAAGCCUCGCAAACCGCGGGAAGACGGUGCCGAGGGUUCCGAUGCCGAGAGACGGGCUCGAGAAAAGAAGGAAAAGAAGGCUCGUCCAAAAUCGCCGCCUUUGGAGCUCAAGAUUGAAGACUACACCGAGGAGCAACUUCAAAAGCCCAACAAGAAUUACGGCGUAUUAAUUGACGAGACGCUGACAGCCGCCGGCCCCGACGGCCUUACGUUGAAGCAGAUUUACAAGAGAAUCUGCCAAAGAUACCCAUGGUUUUAUUUCCAUACCGAAACGAAGGGCUGGGAAAGUAGUGUCCGUCAUAAUCUUAUUGGGAACGAGGCGUUCAAAAAAGACGAGACGACCAACCUGUGGUCGCGCGUUCCUGGGGUAGAACUGGACGCCGGAAAGAAGCGCAAAGCUUCGUCACCAGACAGAGCAAUGGCUGCGCAAGGAUAUGGCCCCUAUUCCUAUCCAUACAACGCGCACCAGCAGCAUAUGGCAGGACCACCUGGCUAUGGACAAGGGCAAGUCCCUGGUUAUCAAGUGCAAGCAUAUGCUGGUCAACCAGCUCAGCAGCGCCCACUCCAAUACGCACCUCCCGUACAACAACAGGCACAGCCCCAACAACAGCCACAGCAAGCCCAGCAGCAGGUCCCGCAGCAGAUUCAGCAGCAGAUCCAGCAGCAGCCACCGCCGCAGCCGCAGCAGCCGCAGCAAACCCCUGCCCCGAUUGCGGCACAGCCACCAGCACCCACGCAGAUUGGAACAUACGCGCCUCCCCCGGCGCUGGCAAGACCGCAGAUGGGAGUAUCUCAGCCUGGCUCCUACAGCUCACCAUAUGCUGCCCGGCCUCCUCCGCCCGCCAGCCCUAUCAAGACCGAGGCACCAGGACAGCCGAUUGCUCCUGGCCCUCCAGCUCCCGCGAAGCCUUCGCCGGUCCCCGCCGGCACACCCCAGUCGCAACCAGCUGCAGCAGACAAGGCGCCGGCUUCGUCUACAAGCCCUACUGCUUUCCGGCCCGUCAUCGAGCCGCGACUACUACAAGCGGUGGUCGGUCUCAAGAACGGCCUCGUUGACAACCUCAAAAAGGCUCGCAACCCCAAGGCCGAGGCCAUUGUCAUGUCGGCAUUGAACCGAUGCGUUGGCCUAAAGAAGGACGCCACCGAAAAUGACAAGAUGGAAGCUAUCUGUAUCAAGGGCAUCCGUCAGGUCAUUGACGGUUUCACGAAGAACAAGAGCCCUACGCCAGGCGGCACGUCACCAAAUGAUCCCCCUCCAAUUUUCGACGCCAAGGUUCUCGGAUCACUCAAUGGCUUCAAGGAAGUUUCCAUCAAAGCGCUGAAGGGUCGCCUGGGAGAAGCAAAGGCCGAAGCCGUGACGCUGUCCGCUAUUGAUCGAGUGCUCGGCUUUGUCGAGGCCAGCAUCAUUCCCCCGAGUGGCGAAGGCGAGACGAGUGGCAACUUUGAGGGAGUCGAGCAGCAUCUGAUGAAGUCCAUCAGACAGCUGCUGCACGGUAUGAAUCAGAAGCUGGGCCAGGCUACUUGA
This is a messenger RNA of Akanthomyces muscarius, 3339 nucleotides long. RefSeq lists its product as uncharacterized. Gene Ontology annotation, molecular function: protein binding; DNA-binding transcription factor activity; sequence-specific DNA binding. The coding region runs from base 1 to 3339 and encodes 1112 amino acids. Gene Ontology annotation, cellular component: nucleus. Gene Ontology annotation, biological process: regulation of ribosomal protein gene transcription by RNA polymerase II. The transcript has a single exon. The record is from RefSeq and is a predicted model, not a curated record. NCBI's taxonomy places the organism in Eukaryota, Fungi, Ascomycota, Sordariomycetes, Hypocreales, Cordycipitaceae.